GCGCAGCUAUUAGUUGUGUAGGUGGUCGAUUGGCAGAACAAUUAAUACGAAGUAGAUUCAAUUUCAAAAGAAUUAUAAGUUCAGCUUGUACCGCAGAUGGAAAAAAACAAGAAAUUGUAGGUCGUUUUAAAACUGCAAUAAAAUACAAAAACGAGACGAAAGAUAUAGAGUUGCAUAUUAUUCCUUCCUUAAGUCAGGAUCUGUACCUUGGAAUCGAUUUUUGGACAACGUUCAAUCUUUUGCCACCGGACAGAGAAAUUUCCGAACUGUCAUCAGAUUCUCACAACUUAUUGGGUUUACAAAAGGAAAGCCUUCAGGCAGUAAUUGACAAAUUUCCUUCAUUUGUAGUUUCUGGUCUUGGCAAGACUUCGCUCAUAUCGCACAUAAUUGACGUUGGUGAUGCAAAACCAAUUAAACAGCGUCAUUUUCCUAUUUCUCCGGCACAAGAAAAACUUCUAUAUGCGGAGAUUGAUCGCAUGCUUGAGCAAGGAGUUAUAGAAGAGUCAGACAGUGCUUGGUCUUCGCCAGUUGUGUUGGUACAAAAGCCAGGAAAAUUUCGUAUUUGUUUGGAUAGCAGAAAAGUCAAUGCUGUAUCGCGAAAAGACGCGUAUCCGCUUCCACAAAUUGAUGGCAUUUUAAGCCGUUUGCCAAAAGCAAUGUUUAUAUCAAGUCUAGAUUUGAAAGAUGCCUACUGGCAAAUUCCGUUAGAUGUUUCGUCGCGAGAUAAAACAGCAUUUACGAUACCGGGUAGGCCGCUUUACCAGUAUAAAGUCAUGCCAUUUGGUUUGACCAAUGCUGCCGCAACAAUGACUCGUCUAAUGGAUAAAGUUAUUCCACCAUCGCUCAGAAAUGAGGUAUUUGUUUAUUUGGACGACUUGUUAAUUGUGUCGAAUAGUUUUGAGUCGCACUUAAAGGUUUUGACUCAAGUUGCUGAGCGAAUCAAAUCUGCUGGUUUAACACUAAACGUAGAAAAGAGCAAAUUUUGCAUGCGCUCGGUUAAAUAUUUAGGACAUAUUAUAGGUGAAGGUGUCAUUCGUACAGACCCAGAAAAAAUUUCAGCAAUGACAGAUUUUCCAAUUCCUCGUACACUCAAAGCUCUAAGGAGUUUCUUGGGAAUGGUUGGAUGGUACCGCAAGUUUAUUAGCAAUUUUGCCGCAAUAUCUGCUCCACUUACAGAUCUGUUAAAGCCCAGACAGAAAUUUAUUAUGACUCCAGAGGGUGAACAAUCAUUUGUAAAAUUAAAGCAGUUGCUUUGCUUAGCACCAGUGCUACGCAGUCCCGAUUUCAGCAAGCCUUUCUUUAUACACUGUGACGCUAGCAAAACUGGAGUCGGAGGUGUCUUGGUUCAAAAGACUGAAGAUGGAGAUGAAUAUCCCAUAGCUUUUGUUUCGAAAAAACUUAACAAGGCUCAAAAAAAUUAUACUGUAACUGAGCAAGAAUGUUUAGCAGCUUUAGUAUGCAUUAAGCGUUUUCGUGCUUAUGUUGAAGGUCACGAAUUCACGGUGAUAACCGAUCAUGCGUCCUUAAAGUGGCUCAUGUCACAACAAGACUUACAUUCUCGUCUUGCUCGAUGGGCACUAAAACUUCAAGGUUUUAGAUUUAAAAUUGAACAUCGAAGCGGUAGAUUGAAUAUUGUUCCAGAUGCUUUGUCUAGGGUGCACGAUGACGAAAUAGCUGCGAUAGAGGCCAGUAAUGGUUUGUUAGUCGACUUGGAAUCUAAAUUUUUUAAGUCCGAUGACUAUACUGAGCUCAUGGAACGCGUUAAGGCAAAUGCAGACAAAUUACCCGAUGUUAAAGUGGUUGAAAAUUUUGUGUACCGUAGAUCAGACCAUGCAACGGGAGACCAGUUGCAUGAUUCUUUUGGUUGGAAGUUAUGGAUUCCUAAGGAAUUAGUUUCAGAGGUUUUGAAAAACGCACAUGACCACCCGUUAGCUUCUCACGGUGGAGUGCAUAAAACUUUGGAAAGGAUACGAAGGUAUUAUUAUUGGCCAGGCUUAGUGAACGAUGUGAAAUGUUACAUAAAUUCUUGCGAAACAUGUAAAACGACUAAAGCGCCAAAUACAGUUCAGCGUCCGCCAAUUGGAAAGUCCCCAGAAUCACAGAGAUUCUUUCAAAGGUUGUAUAUUGAUUUCUUAGGCCCGUACCCGCGUUCUCGUAGUGGAAAUAUUGGUAUUUUUAUUGUUAUGGACCACUACACCAAGUUUGUUUUUCUUAAAUCAGUGAAAAAACUGACUGCAGAUGUUGUCGUGAAAUAUAUGCAACAGGAGCUUUUCCACACAUUUGGAGUUCCAGAGACAGUUGUUUCAGACAAUGGUUCGCAAUUUAAGGCUGAAGCUUUUCAAAAGUUGCUUCGGGACAAUCAAGUUGUUCAUACAUUGACAGCUGUAUAUUCGCCACAGGCUAAUGCGUCCGAGCGUGUAAAUCGCUCAAUUAUUGCUGCUAUUCGUUCUUAUAUAAGGCCAGAUCAAAAAGACUGGGACGAGCAUUUGAGCAGUAUAAGUUGUGCUUUAAGGUCAGCAGUUCAUUCCGGAAUUGGUGCUACUCCAUAUUAUAUGGUGUUCGGUCAACAAUUUUUAAAUUCGGGUUCAACCUACAAAUUGUUGAGACACUUAAAAUUGCUAGAAGAUAAAGCAGCUGUUUAUAGCAAGGAAGAUUCUCUCGAACUUAUACGAAGCAAAGCAUGCGAGGUAAUGCGAAAACAAAAUGAGAAAAAUGAGCGCAAUUACAAUUUACGCUCAAGAGCAGUUUCGUAUAGGGUAGGUCAGGAAAUUUACCGGAGAAAUUUUCGACAGAGUAAUUUUCAAGCUGGCUAUAACUCAAAAUUGGGACCUGCCUAUAUCAAAGCCCGUGUUCGACGUAAAAUUGGCAAUUGCUAUUACGAGCUGGAGGAUCUCCAGGGUCGAUUUGUUGGCAAAUAUCACGCAAAAGACUUAAAGCAAUAGCUGCUUCAAGCUUAGGUGUGAUCAGCCUUGAUGUUUUUUUUAAAAAAACCACCAAGUCUGAUUUUGGUGGGGGGCAUUUGUAACGCUUGCAGCAGCAACUGUUUUGUUAAAUCAGUUUAAUAGGCGAAUAUCGUAAUUUUUCUUAGCGCCACCUCUUGGUCGUAUGAUGGAAAGGCGCAAGCAGGUCAAUAGGGUAACUCCUUGCUUAACAGGUGCAAGUGUCACUUUCGCCGAAAAUGGCUACUUUCACCUCGCUGACCUACCGCCUCUGUAAAAAGGUUCCCGCCUGGUCCAAGGCGUCAGAUGCUUUCUUUUUCUGGUGAUACUUGGCCGAGAUCAGACGUGUGCAAAUUGCAGUUCAAAGUUUUUUUUAUAUCCGAGUCGAAGAAAAAUUUUAAAGUCGCCAAAAAGAGCGUAUCCAGAUUGGUUUUAUAAAAAUAAAAAAAAAUAAAAAAAAAUAAAACAAAGGCCCACACAAAGGCCAGUGAUAAUAUUGAGCUAUUUUCGCCGGAUGCCAGCCCUUGAUCGUAUUGGAGGGUUUCUGAAACCGAAGAGCAGUCCAUUGCAUUGGCAUUUGCAAUAAACGGCAGCCGCCAGCAGCAUUAAAAUUCUAAAAGACGAAAUCACUCAAGUUUUGGACCCUAUGUUCGACGCAGCAGAACUACCGCAGGCGAUCGUCCGACCCACCUGAGUGCAACUCAGUCUUCUAUCGUACGCGAAGCAGCUACCAGCGCCGUCGUAUCCACGCUGCUAAAUUUUACCCGCGUCGGCUUCAUUGUUGUGUUUGGUUUAAAUAAAAAGGUUGAGUGCAGCUAAGACGUGUGGCCCUGAGCAAAGGGAAAAGGCAGUAGUGGCUAAAUUUUUGGUUGUUGGAAAAAAAACGAUAUAAUGGCCAGCCAGAAUCAACUUCUCCAUAGGUUAAAUUUUCAUUAUAUUUAUAUUUAAAGUUCUAUUUAGUCAUACAGUUUUUUUUUACUGUUAAUCUUGGUUCAGACCAUUUAUAUUACAUUGGUCGAUGUCAUUAAUUUUACUUUGUGUAGGCAUAGGGAAACACAUGGCCGAAUUUUAAUUAUUAGUUUAUCUUGGUUCUCGAAAUCCGAAGAGAGGCCGUAUCUUCGAAUAUUGAAGAGGAAGAGGAGUACCGUUUUUUUUGUAUGUUUUGUUGAGUGUUUUCUUUCGAGUGAGUUUUUUUUGAGUACAGCAAAAGAAAAAGAAACGAAAUUCUGUUUUGUGUCCACACAGAUGGUUGGAUUGUAUUCCCAUCAUCUAAGAUUUUCCUUUUCAGCAGCGGUCUCAUCGGGAAAGUACUUUCAGCGAUGGAUAACGCCAAAAUGUCACACUUGAAGACUUUGUUGUUGUGUGCACUGUGCCUGUGCAUGGCGCAGGGCAGAUGCGAGGCUUUACUGUCGUUUCGAUUCAGUAACAUUGAUAUCUUCAAUAUAUUUGGCGGCGGAGGUAAUGAGUUUGGACAGCGCUCGGGUCGAACGAGCGCCACAGACAGGCCAGUGUUGGAAAACGAUGUGGAUCCGAAUAUUGUGGAGGAUUCGUUUCUAGAUACGUACGGUCUGAUCCAUAAGUAUGGCUAUCCGGCUGAGAAGCAUACAGUGGACACUCCUGAUGGCUAUAUCUUGACGGUACAUCGCAUUGCCCGGCCGGGUGCCACACCCGUACUGCUAGUGCACGGUCUCUUGGAUAGCUCAGCCACUUGGGUCAUUAUGGGUCCGAACAAGGGCUUGGCUUAUUUGCUUUAUGAUCAGGGCUACGAUGUUUGGAUGGCAAAUGUGCGCGGCAAUACCUAUAGUCGUCAUCAUAAGAAAUACUCCACAUCCCAUGGCAAAUUUUGGGACUUUACUUUCCAUGAAAUGGGAAAAUAUGACAUUCCAGCUACAAUCGAUUAUGUCCUCAGCACGACAAAUGUGACGAAGCUGCAUUAUAUUGGACAUUCUCAGGGCACUGUGGUGUUUUGGAUAAUGGGCAGCGAGCGUCCGGAAUAUAUGGAUAAAAUCAUACUCAUGCAGGCCUUGGCUCCGGUCGCCUUUCUAAAGCAUUGCGAAAGUCCGGUGGUGAACUUCUUAUCCACAUUCCAGGAUCCCAUGAGCUUGCUGCUUAAGCUUAUCGGCGUGCACGAGUUUCUGCCCAAAAACGAGUUCAUCACCAUGUUCAAUCAAAUCAUCUGCGAUGAGACAACCCUCACCAAGGAGAUCUGUUCCAAUGUGAUAUUCCUGACCACCGGCUUCGACAAGUCGCAGUUGAAUGAGACGAUGUUGCCGGUAAUUGUGGGCCACGAUCCCGCUGGCGCUUCCACCAAGCAGAUGCAACAUUUUGGCCAGCUUAAGCGCUCGGGCGCCUUUCGGCAGUUCGACUAUGGCUGGCUAAGGAAUCAAUGGCGUUACGAUUCUAUAACGCCACCAGCCUACAAGCUGGAGAACGUGAAGGCCAAGGUGGCUUUGUACUACUCUAAAAACGAUUGGCUAGCUGCGCCGGCGGAUGUGGAGACGCUGUACCGCAAGUUGCCCAACGUGGUCUCCAAGUAUUUGGUCGACUAUAGCCGAUUCAAUCAUCUGGACUUCAUUUGGGCCGUGGACGCUCGGGAGCUGUUGUGGGAGCGCGUCUUCCAUGCCAUGAGAAAACAUGAGCGAAAAACGGAGGAGUAGAGUAGUCUAAGUGCAUCCUCUCUUCGUAAACUUACAGUAUGUACUGCACAUGUGCAACAAAUUAGCUAAGAGUCUUAUUUAUCGUAGAAUAAAUUUUUAUAAAUACGUA
Molecule: messenger RNA, 5705 nt
Organism: Scaptodrosophila lebanonensis
Lineage: Eukaryota; Metazoa; Arthropoda; Insecta; Diptera; Drosophilidae
Product: lipase 3-like
Exons: 5
Coding region: 4259-5596 (445 amino acids)
Molecular function (GO): hydrolase activity, acting on ester bonds
Source: RefSeq, a predicted model, not a curated record